Labrus bergylta (ballan wrasse) is the source of this 1152-nucleotide messenger RNA. RefSeq names its product general transcription factor II-I repeat domain-containing protein 2-like. The record is from RefSeq and is a predicted model, not a curated record. NCBI's taxonomy places the organism in Eukaryota, Metazoa, Chordata, Actinopteri, Labriformes, Labridae.
AUGGCAGCACCGAAGAAGCGCAAAAUAGCUACUAACUUGAAACUUCAGCUGAAAGACAAAGCUUGUGCUUUUGAUUUUUACUCGAUAGCAUGUGAUGAGAGUACAGAUGCCACAGACAUCGCGCAGCUGUUAAUUUUUUUGCGGGGAGUGGAUGAUAAUUUUUGCUGUACGGAGGAGCUGCUUGAUAUGAUGAGCCUAAAAGGCACAACGACGGGUAAAGACAUUUUUGAAGCUGUGAAGGAGGCCGUUGAAAAGAUGGGGCUUAAAUGGGAAAAGCUCUGUGGAGUAACAACGGAUGGAGCAACGGCCAUGACCGGCGAGCGCAAAGGAAUGGCAUCGAUGGUGUGCGCCAAGGUAAAAGAGAGCGGCGGUGAGGCUGUUAGGGUGCACUGUAUAAUCCACCAAGAAGCACUGUGUGCCAAGAUUGUCAAGCUGGGCGAUGUGAUGAACACUGUUGUGAAAACUGUCAACAUAAUACGCGCUAGAGGACUGUACCACAGAGAAUUUCAAGCUUUCCUAUCUGACGUGGAUGCGGAAUACGGGGAUGUACUCUACCACUCUGAUGUGCGCUGGCUCAGCCGCGGCUCUGUGCUGCAACGGUUUUACUCGCUGAGAUCAGAAAUCGACCAGUUUUUGAAAGAAAAGGGCCGACCUCUUCAUGAACUGAGUGACCCUCUGUGGCUGUCAGACCUGGCUUUUUUAGUUGAUCUUACUCAUCAUCUGAAUACACUGAACAAGAACCUACAAGGCAAAGAACACCUGUAUGCGCACAUGAAAGCCUUCUAUGUAAAGCUCCGUCUGUUUGAGACACAACUACGAAGCUUUAAUGCUGCACACUUCCCUGCGCUGUCUGAAAUCAAGUCUGCUAUUCCAAAGGCCGACCUUUCUGCUAAAAAGGAGAAAUAUGUAUCUCUCCUGACAGAAUUCAACCAGCGAUUCCAAGAUUUUUCUGUCAUUGAAAAAGAAAUCAAGCUGUUCUCGACCCCCUUUCUGGUGGAUGCAGAAGAAGUGGAAGAGAGUCUGCAGUUAGAACUGAUUGAAAUGCAAUGUGAUGAUUCUCUGAAGAGUCAACAUCAGCUUCUCUCCCUCCCUGACUUCGAUCAGAGUUUGGAUAAUGCCAAGUUUCCUCUGAUGAGACGCCACGCAAAAUGA